Chlamydomonas reinhardtii is the source of this 1252-nucleotide messenger RNA. RefSeq lists its product as uncharacterized. Lineage: Eukaryota; Viridiplantae; Chlorophyta; Chlorophyceae; Chlamydomonadales; Chlamydomonadaceae. The coding region runs from base 405 to 617 and encodes 70 amino acids. The transcript has a single exon. The record is from RefSeq and is a predicted model, not a curated record.
GACGGGCCUUGCAGCAGCGCAGACUCCCUGAGACCCUUACCCCCUUCUCCCCCGGAAACUCCCGAUGGGAUCCGGGAGCAACACUUGAGCUCAACACGUUCGCUUGGUGCCGGUGACUGUUAUAAAACACGCUGCCGGUGCAAAUUCCCCAGCCAAACCUCUGCUUGUCUCGUGAGUCACGACAGCACGCGGGGGCGCCCGCGCAACACCAGUCCACCCGCUGCAGUGCCAAUGUCUUCCACCCAGGCGGAGGUGCCUUGCGCGGUCGAGCCUCAGGGCAUCGACGAGAUGCGGGCACUGGUCCAGACUGGUCACUCCCCCUGGUCAAGCCUGUUCUACCCGCCAAGCAAGUGGCGACACACGAGCUGACACGCCGUGACGCCGCCCCUGGUAGGUAGUGCGGGAUGUCGAACUCGUGCUCGUUGGCAUCCUCCGACGCACGCUCGCGGCCCGAGCCGCCGCAUGCGUGGCAUGGCGCUGAUGACGACGCUGCGUGCGGCUGGUGCUUUGGCUCUGACAUUGACGGUAUGGAGCUAGCGGCCGUGUCGGCGGCCGAGCAGGAAUCCAGCCAGGAAUCGGCUGCUGCAUCGGCGCUGGCGUUUAAGGCCCCCGCGUAGCCUGCCGUCAUGCAAGUCAUGCAAGCCAUGCUCGUAUACAUGUAUGCAUGUGCGAGCCCUGUCGGCAUUUGCCAUGCGAAGGGCGUGUGGAGGAUGUCACGGUCAUAUCAUCACAGCGCGGAGCUGGUCCUUAUCAAUACUCCGUUGGAGCAGUGUACACGGGAAGCAUGUAUGUAUGAUGUCCCCAGCCGUGGAUGCACCGGAUUGAAUUGGCCUGGGAGCAUUGGGUUCCAACUCGUGUCGUGUCACAGGUCCGCACACGGGUCCGCAGGCAACGUUUUAACGUUUUGACGGUACGUUUUGACGGUACGCGCUUGCCCCCAGUCCGCCUUGCAAGGUACCCGCACGGCAGCGGUCGCAGUAGCUGGUCCACACAACCCAUCUGCAAGUUACGACAUUGGGCGGCCCGCGGAGCCCGCGCCGAGCCGCAGCUGAAGGUUGGGGGGAGGCGGUUGCCUUGGAUCAUGAAGCCGUUUGGCUUUGGAUCUAGACUCACCGAACCGCGCCUGGAGUCCUGCAGCCGACAUGCUAUACUCCUUAUACGUAAGUCUUUGCGGUUGAGUGCUCUAAAACUGGCCCACACGCACUGCGCGUGAAGGAAUGGGCGGAGUGGCAAUAGUCUGAAAAAGUACGCG